Messenger RNA from Drosophila subobscura, 604 nucleotides. Its product is annotated as acylphosphatase-1. Lineage: Eukaryota; Metazoa; Arthropoda; Insecta; Diptera; Drosophilidae. Gene Ontology annotation, molecular function: acylphosphatase activity. The transcript has a single exon. The record is from RefSeq and is a predicted model, not a curated record. The coding region runs from base 50 to 409 and encodes 119 amino acids.
AAAUUCAAAAUUAAAUGCCGUGCUGUGGCAGCCCCAAUAGCAAACCCCAAUGCUUACCGACGGCGUCUUCUCGUGCCAGUUCGAGGUAUAUGGCAGGGUCCAAGGUGUCUAUUUUCGGCAUCAUGCCAUGAUGAAGGCCAAGACUCUGGGACUUCGGGGCUGGUGCAUGAACACGGCAAAAGGCACAGUCAGGGGCUACAUAGAGGGGCGGCGCCACGAGAUCGACGUGAUGAAGGAGUGGCUGAAAACCACUGGCAGUCCCGGGUCGAAUGUCGAGAGGGUGAAGUUCAGUAGGAAACGCGAGAAGGAAGGCUAUGGAUUUCCCAAUUUCCAAGUCAGAUGCGAAGGCUAUGAAAAGCCGCCAAUUCAAAUGAAGAAUCCGAUCUCAAAUUCUGGAAUUUCUCGGUAACAUUCGCACAUAGAGAAAAGCAUUGUCUAGGAGAGAUACCGGAAUGAAUCUAAAACAAAAGGCAAAACACAGGCGUGGAACUAUAAUUAAAAUGCACUUGAUUAUGAUGACUGUCGGAGGCUCUUCGCUCGACAGCAACUCAUUAGAGCCGAGCAAAUAACUAUAGUUAAGAAAUAAAAAUAAAAGAUUAACUGC